AUGAAGGGCCUCCUUGUUCCUGAUGGCGGAACGCCGUUUACUCGUUGGAAAGCACUCGGGCGUAGUACCCGUCCCUCGCUUUCAUACAUCUUGAUAGGCAUCGCAUUCUUCGCAAUCAUGUAUCUUCACACAUCAUUUGGCCAUAACCCCAUAUUCCCCACCUCCCAGUUUGCAACUUUCCACAAAUGCUCAGUCAACACCUAUCUAUCCACUGGCCUGCACUUCCUAGACUCAGCACAACCACCACCACUAGAAGAAUAUGUGCUUCGACGCAACAACCUCGCCAAAGCGCUUGUUGCCGAAAGCGUGGAUGCAUUCGUGGUAGAACCAGGGUACACAUUCAGCUACUACGUAAACGUGACCCAGCAAGACUGGGAGCCCUGGGAACCCGAAGAACGUCCAUUCUUAAUGGUCAUCCGGCCCCAGACGCUGGAAGAUGGGAACAUCGUGGCUAACACGUCGUUCUUGGUGCCGAGUUUUGAAGAGACGCGUGCGAGGCUGCUUAACAUGCCCUUUGAACAUGGUAUCCAUACGAUUACGUAUCAAGAACAUUGGGAUUACUACACCACGCUUUACCUGUCAGAGAUCUGGGGGGAGAAGCUAUCGCCCAAACUCAUGGUUGACGAGGAAAUACGCGACUUUAUUCAACGCGGGCUGGCGUCGAAUGGCUUUGUUGUCUCGGGUUUGGCCGGCGAAGUCGAAGCUGUGCGACAAGUCAAGACGGAGCGUGAAAUUGGCAUUUUGAAGGCUGCUAAUACAGGGACGGUGGAAGCUAUUCGUGCCAUGAGACAGUGUCUCUACCGCGGUGUGACGGAGAAUGAGGUCAGACAUGUGUUGGACGAUACGCUACGAGCCGCUGGGCUCGACCCGUUCUUUGACAUUGUGGAGUUUGGAAAGAGCGCUGCCUUGCCACAUGGCGGGUAUGACGGGAGCAGGAAGUUGGAUGCUGGCAUGUUUGUCCUCAUUGAUGUUGGUGCAAAGUUAUAUGGGUACAGUUCGGAUGUGACUCGCACAUUCUACCCACCCUUUGAACCAGCGCCGCCAGUGACGUCGGAACACAAUACAACUGAGCAGCUAGAAGUUUGGCAGCUCGUGCUAGAUGCACAGGCAGCUGCUGCCAAUGCAAUGGUACCGGGCUCGUCGGCCGCCUCGGUGGAUAUUGCCGCACGCGACAUUAUCCAAGUUGCGGGCUACGGCGAUUACUUUACCCACCGUCUGGGACAUGGCAUCGGCAUCAAGGCGCACGAGAGUCCAUACCUUAACAAAGGCAACUCCUUAGCCAUACUACGCCCAGGCAUGGUCUUCACUGCCGAACCUGGUGUUUAUCUUCUCAACAAAUUCGGCGUGCGUCACGAGGAUGUCCUUGUAGUCAGGGAAAAUGGAGAGGCGGAAAACAUCAGUGGUGGGUUUGCAAAAGGACCGUGGCAGCCUUGA
This is a messenger RNA of Bipolaris oryzae ATCC 44560, 1434 nucleotides long. RefSeq lists its product as uncharacterized. The transcript has 2 exons. The coding region runs from base 1 to 1434 and encodes 477 amino acids. The record is from RefSeq and is a predicted model, not a curated record. Lineage: Eukaryota; Fungi; Ascomycota; Dothideomycetes; Pleosporales; Pleosporaceae.